Aphanomyces invadans is the source of this 2155-nucleotide messenger RNA. RefSeq lists its product as hypothetical. The transcript has 10 exons. Gene Ontology annotation, molecular function: diphthine-ammonia ligase activity. Lineage: Eukaryota; Oomycota; Saprolegniomycetes; Saprolegniales; Verrucalvaceae. Bases 28 to 1728 code for a protein of 566 amino acids. Gene Ontology annotation, biological process: protein histidyl modification to diphthamide. The record is from RefSeq and is a predicted model, not a curated record.
UGCUUGGCGCAUGAAAACAACACAAGGAUGAAGGUGGUGGCGCUCGUGAGCGGCGGCAAGGACAGCAUCUACUCGAUGAUGAAGUGCGUGUCGUAUGGCCAUGAGAUCGUGUGCUUGGCAACGUUACAGCCUCCGCAUGCGAAUGAAGAAGUCGACUCGUUCAUGUUCCAGAGCAUUGGCACCCACAUCGUUGAGCACAUUGCAACGUGCAUGGACGUGCCGUGGGUUUCGCACACGCUUGAAGGCAAGUCUGUGUCGACCGAGAUGGGGUACGACACGACAGAAGGCGACGAGGUCGAGGACCUCCUUUUGUUGCUGCAGCAAGUCCAACAAAAGUUUCCCGACGUGGACGCCGUGUCGAGUGGCGCCAUCUUCUCCAACUACCAACGCACUCGUGUUGAGCAUGUCUGUGCACGGUUGAACUUGACGUCGUUGGCAUACCUGUGGCGCCGCGAUCAAGCGGACCUCAUGCACGAAAUGAUUGAGCACGACGUGCAUUCGAUCUUGGUCAAAGUGGCGUCGAUGGGGCUGAGUCCCAAGAAGCAUCUUGGGAAGAGUCUGGCCGACAUGCACUCGACGUUUCUCGACCUGCAUGACAAGUACCAGUUCCAUAUCUGUGGCGAAGGCGGCGAAUACGAAACGCUGACCCUGGAUUGCCCGCUCUACAAGAAGCGCCUCGUCAUCGAUCAAGCCCACAUCCACGUCCACUCGGACGAUAUGUUUGCUCCAGUCGGGCUGUAUUGUAUCGACGCGGUCCAUCUCGAAGACAAACACGGCGUUGGCCGCCCCGCGGACACUGGCGUCGCACGCUCGUCGCUGCCGCCGGCAUUUCUUGCUUCGACCCACCCCCCGAGGUCGACUCCGUGUCCCACCAUCAAAUCGCAUCGCUUCCGAGACCAAGUCGUGGUGUCUGGCCUCGCUUCGUCGACCUCUGCGUUAUCGCUUUCGGACAAAGUCCUCGACGUGUUUCGCCAGCUCGAACACGCUCUGGCACUGCACGCCAUGCAUUUGAAAGACGUCGUGUUUGUUCAUGCAUACGUCAAGGACAUGGCGACGUUUCGCGACGUGAAUGCCGCGUUUGCCGCGAAUUUUCCAACGAUGCCGCCCUCGCGGAGCUGCGUGCAGGUCCAUUUGGCCGACGACGUUGUUCUCGACUGCUGGGCGUCGCGAGCCAAGCGAGAGUUGCUGCAUGUUCGCAGCAUCUCGGAAUGGGCGCCAACCUGCAUUGGUCCGUACAGCCAGGCGAACCAGCUGCACUCGUCGCUAAUCGUCGUGGCGGGGCAGAUUCCCCUCGUGCCAGCCACCAUGGCACUCUCCGCCGUCCCGAACGACCUCUCGUUGUGUGUGGCGAAUGUGCUGGCCGUGCUGGAAGCGUUCGAGUCCAACCUGCGCCAUAUCGUGAUAACCCUAGUGUACAAAGCGACGGAACCGUCGGGACAUGCCGAAUAUGACGCCGUUCGGUCCAUGCUCGCGGGGAAUUUGCACCGCCGCGACGAGUUCGAAGCCGAAGGAGACAGCGACGAGAGCGACGACGAAGUCGACAAAGUCGACGCCAAGCUCACUUUGUCGAGGGUGUCCCCGAUAUGCGUGGUGACGGUCCCGGCGCUGCCGAAAGGAGCACCGGUGGAAGUGGAAGCGGUCGCGAUGGCCCACAAAGCGCUUCGUCUGUUCGAUCCGAAGGGAUACCACCAACGUCAGGAGAUGCUCCUUCUUCGACCGCGUUGCUGAGAGAAGCAUAGGUGACGACCAAGGAGGUCAUAGCGACUGGACGAUUGUCCCGCGCAUGCUGUGCAUGGGCUUUGUGUAUGGGCCCGUGGGGGACGACGUUGGUUGGGACGUUCGUCGCCACGUCAUGCGUGUUUUGGAAUAUGCCAACAUGGCGUGGCACAGCAUCCUCCACAUGCGAGUGCAUUACACCGGCGCGACUGCACCACGACUGGCCACGUGCGACGUCCCGAUCACGUUUGUGCCUGUCGAGCACAUCGCCGCUCCGUCGUCGUCGCCGCCGCCAACUCUUGCGAUUCAAGUCACAGCGUACAACGGGGAGCUCAUGGAGACCGACCUGUGGCUCGCCAAGCAAAUCUAACUCACGAUUUCACAAUGUUCAAAUGUCGCCCCCUGCGUACCUGUAUAAUCGAAUACCUAGACCCGCCUG